This is a messenger RNA of Yarrowia lipolytica CLIB122, 4467 nucleotides long. Lineage: Eukaryota; Fungi; Ascomycota; Dipodascomycetes; Dipodascales. The record is from RefSeq and is a predicted model, not a curated record.
AUGACCGGCCUUGCAGAGGAAUGGUGGUUCGACAGUGGUAGGGCCGCUCUGGGCGCAGACGCCAGAGAUUGGAAGAAAUUCACCCAGGCCCUCGAGAGCCGAUUCACUCCCUCGACUUACGCCAUGAACAUGGAGGAGGACUGGAGCAAUCUGCAAUGUGGGCCCAACGAGUCAUCCUAUUCCUAUGAGACACGCUUCCGAGCGGCACGACACCACCUGUCCAGAGAGGCCGCCCCAGAGGAGGCCUGGUUACGGCUGACCAGUGGUAUGAAGGACAUGUGGCGACGUGAGAUCAUGAAGCAGGGCCCCAUACUGCAGAACAACGUCGAGGAGACCCUGCGUCAUAUGCACAUUGUGGCAGGCGCAGAAUACUUCCCAGGAGCUCACGCCCAGACACCCGCGGCCGCACCUGUGGCCACACCUACAUCCACCAGCCAGUACGGUCCUGGACCGAUGGAGGUGGACAACGCGGUGCUGCUCAAGGCUAUGAUGGAAUCGCAGGAGGCCAGCCAGAAGCGAAUGAUGGAACAGCAGACCCAUAUGGUUGAACUGAUGGCAAACGCCAUUGGACGAGCUAACAACAACGGCUCCCAAAACGGCCGCAACAACCGUGGUGGCCGUGGUAACUACUACAACCAGCGAACCUCUCGUGAGUGCUACACCUGCGGCAAGAUUGGCCACCUGGCUCGUGACUGCCGACAUCGUGAACGUGUUCAGGAACUGAUUCAACAGGACCAGGGAAAAUGUGCGACAGCAGUAAUGACCGAGACCAUUACUGCUGAGCCACUCGAAGAUCUCGAAUCGGUGAGUGUGCCACCUGCGGAGUAUGAUAUAAUCAAUAAAUCCAACUUUGUAGAGGACACUACCGGAGAACCGGAGGAUGCAGGGGUAGAGGUGCAUCUGGAGGAAGAGCAAACGGAGGAACCAAUGCAGCUGGAGGAAGAACAAGUGGGGGAACAAGUGGAGGAACCACUGAUUGCUGCACGAGUUGAGGUGGUAGAUGGUAAGCGGCGACGAGCCUUGAUCAAGGGCGACCGACCACCGAUCUCGAUCCCGUACUGCUACAACGGUACCACAGUGCAGGCGUUGUUGGACUGUGGCGCGAGCUCGUGCUUCAUUAGCAGGAACCUGGCUGAGAAAUUAGGCCUGAAAAUGACGCCCUGCAAACCACGACAAGUCCAGUCCGUGCAUAGCAUGGAGACAACCAACUAUACUGUGGAAGUACCGGUUGAGCUGGGUAAGUGGGGUUGCGACGUGUUUGCGUACGUCUUACCCCAGAUGGUCGGACAAGAGCUACUAUUAGGCAUGCCCUUCUUCGAAGAGUAUCAUGAAGCCGUGGAUUUCAAAGCUCGAACGUUCACACCCGACGGGUACGAGGUACCGGCAUGGCCAGCUAACGAGUCAACUACGUGGGACAAACACGGCCACAUCAAGUCGUGCUCACUAGAGAAAGCUACGCAGCUGGCCGAACACCACGGUGCGCAGCUGUUCCUCUACAUGGUACGGGAGAAGCCAGAGGGGGAGGAGCAUGAGCCGGAUGUCGAUACCCGAGAGGUGCUGGAGGAGUAUGCAGAUGUGAUUGUUGACAAAAUGCCAAUGGAGCUACCUCCGAAACGGAGCGUAGAACAUACCAUCGACUCCGAUGAGACGGCACGACCUCCAGCCAGGGCAUCGUAUCGACUUACCCGAUUCGAAUGGGCUGAGGUCGACAAGCAGGUAAACGACUUGUUGGAGCGAGGAAUCAUCCGACCAUCGAAGUCACCUUACAGCGCACCGUUAGUGAUUGUAAAAAAGAAAGGAGGUGAACUUCGUAUCUGCACAGACUAUCGCGCCCUCAACGAGCUUACCACCAAGGAUCGAUUUCCGCUGCCCCGUAUCGAUGACAUUCUGGAUUGCCUUGACGGCGCCGACACCUUCUCCAAGUUCGAUCUUUUGUCGGGCUACUGGCAGGUGUUGGUAAAAGAGUCUGAUGUACACAAGACGGCCUUCUCGACUCGAUCGGGACAUUAUGAGUACCUGGUAAUGCCGUUCGGUCUAUGCAACGCUCCCGCCACCUUCCAGAGAUUGAUGAAUGACGCCCUACGACCAUUCCUUAACAAGACAGUCUGUGUGUAUCUUGACGACAUCAUCGUGUUCAGCCGAAACCGAGAGGACCACAAACGACACGUGAGGGAAGUCUUGGACGCCCUGAGAGCACAGAAGUUCUAUGCCAAGAAGUCGAAAUGUGAGUUAUUCAGGAAGAAGAUGGGAUUCCUGGGCCACGUGGUGUCUGCGGCAGGAGUGGAGCCAGACCCUGAGAAAGUGAAGGUUGUGGAAGAGUGGGUACCUCCCAACACGCCGAAAGGCCUCUUGAGCUUUCUAGGACUGACUGGGUAUUAUCGACGGUUCAUCGAAGACUACGCUAAAAUCGCCGCCCCACUCACAGACGCUGCCACAUUGUCGCCAACUGACUUUAAAUGGACUGAGGCAUGCCAGGUGGCGUUUGAACAGAUGAAGGCGAAGCUAGUAUCGAACGAGGUCAUGAUCAUACCUACAAUGGAGGACACGUUCAAGGUGAGUACGGACGCGUGCGAUAUUGCGAUGGGCGGAGUACUACAGCAGUGGAGUCCCAAGGACCAAGAGUUCCGACCUGUGGCAUAUGAGUCCACGAAGUUCAAGAAACACGAGAUGAACUACCCGACGCGUGAGAAGGAAUUCUAUGCUAUCAUCCAUGCCCUACGGAAGUGGCGACACUACCUACUUGGCCGACCGUUCUUGAUUGAGACAGAUCAUCAGUCUCUGAGUUACUUUACGUCCCAGACACACCCUCCCAGUGGACGACUGAGUCGAUGGCUCGACUUCCUAGCGGAAUACGACUUUGAGAUCAAGUACGUGCCGGGCAAAGACAACGACGCAGCCGACGGGUUGUCUCGUAUGUUGGCACAGACAGCGAUGGUGUUCGAGCCGGACGACUCGUUGCUAGACAUCAUCAAGCAGGGCUAUGAGUCGGACGAGUACUUUAAGGACGUCUUCAAGGUACUGGCCACGGAACCGGUGGUCAUCCCCAAAGAGAUGCACAACCACGCCCGCCAUUUCCGAUACGACAAGAACACAGGACUGCUGUAUUUCGCCUCCGUUUACAAGGGGGAGGGAGAGCGACUCUGCGUGCCAAGAGGUAAGGCCAGAAAAAUGCUGAUGAAGGAGGCUCAUGACGCACCCCUUGCUGGUCACUACGGAUACUUCAAAAGCUAUGAAAGGCUGGCGAGGGCUUACUACUGGCCACGAAUGAUAGACCACAUGCGCAACCACACCAGAUCCUGUCUGAUCUGCCAGACCACGAAGGCCAGACGAGCACCACCCCAGGGCUUGCUGAAGCAGCUGCCGGUACCGACGGGAAAUUGGCAGGAGAUCACAAUGGACUUCAUUGGAGGCAUCCCAACGACCCAUCGAGGCCACAACAAUAUCUGGGUCACGGUUGAUAGGAUGUCAAAGAUGGUACAUCUGAUUCCUUGCAAGACGAGCACGGAUGGAGAAGAGUUGGCGGACAUGUACAUUGACCGCAUUGUUCGAUAUCACGGAGUACCUCGUUCGAUCGUGUCGGACAGGGACAAGCUAUUCACAGCAAAGCUAUGGCAGACGUUACAGACACGUCUAGGCACAGAGUUGAAGUUUUCCACAGUCAAUCACCCCCAGACUGAUGGACAGUCAGAACGAGUGAACACCGAGCUGAUUCGACAGAUGAAGCAACACUUCGUCACGGACAAAAACUGGGACCUCUGGUUACCUGUCAUCGAGUUUGCGAUGAAUUCUGCAAAGCAUUCGUCCACCGGAUACGCACCCUUCGAGGCGGUGUAUGGAUACAUCCCAGACGGACCAACGUAUGCCUCGACUCGAGAGCUCACCAAGGUACACCAUCAAAUGGACGCUUGGAUGGACAAACUACGGGCUAUUUCCAAUUCGAUGCACGACCGAUUAAUCGAGCACCAACGGGUCCAGGAGAACAGGGUGAAUCAGCAUCGAGUGCCAGUCGCGUUUCAGAUUAACGACCAAGUCUUGGUACAUCGGAAGGCGUUCUUUGACAAGGCCAAGUACGCAAAGAUGUAUGACGUCUACUUUGGACCAUUUCCCAUCGAGAAGAAGAUUGACACCAAUGUCUACAAGGUGCAGCUACCAUACGACUCGACUCGACACAAGAAUAUCAAUGUACAACACUUGAAGAAGUUCAUACCUCGACCUGAGUAUGACAUCAACCCACCCAGUACGGAGUACUCUCAAGAAUGCAGCCUGCAUCAGAUCACCAGCCUGGUGGGUAUUGAUGACGACCGUUACUUCGUAACUUGGGAAGAUUGUGACCCCUCUAUUGCCUCUUCAAUUUCGAAAGAGAUGUUCCACCGCAUCCCUAAAGACAAACGGGAUUCACUAUUGGAUCAAUGGAACCAGUUCAUUAAGACCCCUGCGGAAAGCGAGGACUAUGUGGACAUCUCCUAG